Messenger RNA from Terrapene triunguis (Three-toed box turtle), 3341 nucleotides. Its product is annotated as gamma-taxilin-like. Lineage: Eukaryota; Metazoa; Chordata; Testudines; Emydidae. The transcript has 10 exons. The coding region runs from base 43 to 1644 and encodes 533 amino acids. Gene Ontology annotation, molecular function: syntaxin binding. The record is from RefSeq and is a predicted model, not a curated record. Gene Ontology annotation, biological process: regulation of cell cycle.
ACGGCGACGGCAGGCUGCUUGUUUGGAUGCUGCCGUCACAUCAUGGCGACGCGCGGAGCCGAAGCAGCGCGCGGAGGAGGCAGUAGCAACAGCACUGUAGGGUCCGGACGGAGCCGGCGCCAUAGCCUGGGGCAGCGGGAGGAGGCGGCGGUGGCAGCGCGGGGCAGCCCUGAGUUUAUGAUUGGUACAACAGGUGAAGCUGGAAUUUGUGAGAUCGGAAUGAAUACCCAGGAUCAGUUGAUGAACAGCAAAUGCAUUGAAUCUGACACAACUUUGCAACAUCUGCAGUCCAAUUGUGAUGGCAUAGAAAGUACAGGUGCAUUGGAAGACGAAGAUUAUAUCACAAAAAAUAGAAAGCCAGUGGGUUCAACGUACUGUACUCAAGAAUCACGUGAGGAGACUCCUGGGAGAGAAGAAGCCCGUACUGAGCCACCUGAUGGCCAACAAGAUCCGGAGACUGAAAAAAACAAAGAGAAAACCUUAGGAAAAGAAGUACUGUUAUUGAUGCAAGCCUUGAACACACUUUCUACUCCAGAAGAAAAGUUGGCAGCUCUCUGCAAGAAAUACGCUGAUCUUUUGGAGGAGAGCCGGAAUGUUCAAAAGCAGAUGAAGAUACUGCAGAAGAAACAAGCACAGGUUGUGAAAGAGAAAGUUCACUUGCAGAGUGAGCAUAGCAAGGCCAUUCUAGCACGCAGCAAACUGGAAUCUCUGUGCCGGGAGCUUCAGCGUCAUAACAAGACUUUAAAGGAAGAAAACAUGCAGCAAGCACGUGAAGAAGAGGAGAGACGUAAAGAAGCAACUGCACAUUUCCAGAUUACACUGAAUGAAAUUCAGGCCCAGCUGGAACAGCAUGAUAUACACAAUGCCAAGCUCCGCCAAGAAAAUAUUGAAUUGGGGGAGAAGCUGAAGAAACUAAUUGAACAGUAUGCUUUGCGGGAAGAGCAUAUUGACAAAGUGUUCAAGCAUAAAGAAUUACAGCAACAACUGGUGGAUGCCAAACUUCAGCAAACAACACAACUUAUAAAAGAAGCCGAGGAAAAACAUCAGAGAGAGAGGGAGUUUCUAUUAAAAGAAGCCACUGAGUCCAGACACAAAUGUGAGCAGAUGAAGCAGCAGGAAGCCCAACUAAAGCAGCAGCUUUCUCUUUACAUGGAUAAGUUUGAAGAAUUCCAGACCACCAUGGCAAAGAGCAAUGAACUUUUUACAACCUUCAGACAAGAAAUGGAAAAGAUGACCAAGAAGAUAAAAAAACUGGAAAAAGAGACAAUAGUGUGGCGUACAAAAUGGGAAAACAACAACAAAGCUCUUCUGCAAAUGGCUGAAGAGAAAACAGUUAGAGACAAAGAAUACAAAGGCUUUCAAAUAAAACUGGAGCGUUUGGAGAAGCUGUGCAGGGCUCUUCAGACGGAGAGGAAUGAGCUGAAUGAGAAGGUGGAAGUUCUGAAGGAACAGGUUUCUGUAAAAGAAGCAGAUGUGGAUCUAGCAGUUGAGGUGUUGCAGUCCUGCACACUCAAUUCCCAUGAGGAGCUGGGAACUUCCACUGAUACAGAACCAGGAAUCCAAUCAGAUGCUGAAUCAAGUGCAGCAAAUGAAGGAAAUGGCUCUGAAAAGACUGUCUCCACGAGUCCUGUUCCUGUUGACUAAAAUGAAGCGUAAACACUGUAUUGAGAGAUAUAUUUUGUGUAUAACUUUCUCUGUUGGUGGUAACUAUUGGUUUUGUGGUGAAAAUUUUCUUACUUUUUCUACCAUAUAUGUAUUUUCUUAGAACUACUGGACUUAUGUGGUACAGGAAGCUGCAUAGCAGCUUUGAAUAGCGUAAUCUAUACAUUUUCCACAACUGUGUUGCACAUCUGCCUCAUUUUAAAAAAAUAUUUUUCCAUAAAGAAUGCAUGUGCAUUUCCUCUCCCCUAAACACAAAUCUCACCAUGUCAGUUAAGACUUGUGUACAGAUUUAACAUUUCAUGGGGAAAAGUGACAGGAGUGUCACUUCAUUGGUUUGAAAAUAACAUUUUGCUUCUGUUAACUGAACUAAGGUUUGGUAUACUAAUGUAAUUACCAAACUCUUCAGUAAAUUAUCUACAUUCAUCUAAUGGCCAGUAGGAACUUCAACUAUCUCACCUGAUUAUAUAUGAAAAUAAGGGUCCAGAAUAUGAUCAAGAAUAUUUUACAGGGUUUUAGUGUAGUUGUGGUAUGACAAAAACAGCUUUCAAAUAUACAUACUUUAAUUUGCAGCUGGUAAAACAGGGUGUACAACUUUCUUGCAAACUUCUCAGGGUUGUGCUCUAAGGUUAAUUCAUAGACAGACAGACUGUAUUUGCCCUCCCUGUGAAUGUGUUCAAUUUAACUUGCAAAGAAAGCAUACAGGAAUGAGUGUUUAUGGAGUGAAGUUAUCUGUAAUGGAAUAUACACAACUGCAGAAGUGUUAGUCAUUUUAUGUUCCUUAACAUGAAGCCUCAGCAUUGCAGAGAAUUCAUAAAAUGAUUAUUUCUGAUUAGAGAAGUUGUAUUAAAUCUGGAUAUUUUAAAACAAGGAGUUCUUGUAGAUACUUACUGCAUUCAGUGCUUAAGACAUCAAUCUUUGGUUUGGAUGUUCUUUACUUAGCACUGUAUGCAAUAUAUUUAAGGAUCUGUAAAGAACACAGUUAAUAUUUGAUCAUGUGGAUUCAAAUAUAUUCCCAGAGUAAAACAUUUAACUUGUCACACACCUAACCUGAAAAGACACUGAUCAGCAGACAGAGUGCCUUCCUGGUACCUACUGCUUGUCUGGUAAAAUUGGUAAUUCAGAGGUUUCAUGUUAAACUAAUAUGCCAUAAGUAAAAAAAAAAAAAAAAAAAAAUUUACAUUUUAAAAAAAUGUAAUGGACUGCAGUUGUGAGCCUUAGUGUUUCAUUUUGAAAACUUGGGUAUCAAAUUUUUAAGGGAACUGUUCUCUGGGACAGGCUGGGACCAACAUUUAUUUUUAGCAAGGCAGGUAAUGUAGGCAGGUCAUGUGUUAAGUAACAAGCUACUGUUAACUUUAGCCCAUAUAUGUUCGCUUUCUAGUUUCAGUCACUUUUAUUUUAAGAGAUACAAACGUGUAGCUUUUUCUGGUACUUAAUGUUCUUUGCACUUAACUUCAGUGGGGGAUUUCUGAACCAAGCACAUAACUUUCAAUGAGCUUCCCUCCCCGCCCCCUUUGUUCUUUUUGGCAGUUUAGUGGCUAAAUUACUUGAAUGUUCAGGCUGCACUGAGCUCUUGAUCCCUUCCCUGAUGUAAUGAUGUACAUUAAAAUAAUGUAGAUGUCUUAUAAAGAGAAUAAGGUUGUAUAAAGCCUGAUAAAUGUGUUUUAGCUCAUACCACUGAA